Messenger RNA from Pyrenophora tritici-repentis Pt-1C-BFP, 1767 nucleotides. The record is from RefSeq and is a predicted model, not a curated record. Lineage: Eukaryota; Fungi; Ascomycota; Dothideomycetes; Pleosporales; Pleosporaceae.
AUGCCUGUCAGUGACCCUUUGUCCUGGACAGUGGACCAACUCGUUGCCGAAAUCUGCCACUCAGCUGUGCUGUACCAGGCUGCAGGGGUCUCCGUCGCCAAUAUUCCCGAUGGCGCCGCGCUUGAGAAACAACUGAGAGCGAGGGAAAUUACGGGAAGGGAAUUCCUGAACUUGUUUGACAGGUCCGAAAUAGCAGUCAAAAAUGCGCUCAACAUAGCUAGCCUAAGUCAACGGUUGGCUCUAGUGAAUGUGUCUGACCUACUCCGAUCGCGAUCUUACACACAUGACCAACAAGCAGCCACAGCGGGCGUCAAGUCGCUCAAUAUAAGCAGAGAAAGUCGUCCUGAACUCCCCGGCCCAUCUGAUCACACUGCCAAUGGACGCAAGCGGAAAAAAGUCACGCCCGUAACGACUGCGCCGGUGCCUAAGAGGCCUCAAGCUGUCCAAACGUAUGUUGCAGGACCAAGCGCAGGAUUUCUCCCAGAUGCAUCAGCCGACAAAGAAAGCUGGAGCCAUCUACUACGAUGGGAAAAUGAAGCAGCCACCGACGACAUUGUAGACCUUGCCGCCGAGGAAUACCAGGAAGAAGAAGAUGAAGAAGAUGAAGAGCUACCGGAAGAAGAAGAGGAUGUAGAAGAAGCACCCUGUCCGAGUAAAUUGAGCCAAAAUCAGGUCGUCGAUAUCAUUAAUGAGCGUAUUGAGUUUUAUACCACUUCCUGGAAGCCUAACAAAGGCGCUGCCCGGGGGGAGGAAAUAGAUUACGACACCGUGCGCAUGUGGGAAGAAGCAGAAGCAUCGGGACAAAGGAAAGCUCUGGUACAGAAGUAUAAUAUGGAUCAUACCUAUUUUAGACAGAGACUUGACACGUUGUGUGACGAGAUUGUAAAGUUUCCAGGACGCAAUGCGGAACAAGUACGUCGCCAGUGCUGCAAUCUCGAGGUGACUGUUGAGUCUAUGGAACUUGCUGGCUGGCUCCGAGAUAUCUAUAGCCUGUCGCCUGUCGUAAACAGCGACGAGGAGCUUCAAGACGAACCACAGCCAAAUGACCAUUCUCCAGUACAGCAACCGCAUCCUGGUGCUUCUAUGAAGAUUAUUGAUCUUAGUUCACCAUCGCCACAAUCUGAGAUCGAAGAAGAAAUGGCCGGGAAAGUCUUAGAAUUCCGGAGACAGUUGUCCAUACCAGACUUAGUCAUUGCUGACAGCGCGGAGCCAGCCAUCAUGCCAACCUACUCUGAAGUGGUCCCAACACGCACUCCUAUUAAUCAUGGAGACGAGCCCGAACAUGCCUCAAUCGGCACAGUACGCCGCUGGCUAUGGACAGACCUGAUGGAGCAUCUUGAUCGCAAGCGUGUGGUUUCGAAAGCAAUAUUCGAAUUGAGAGUGGAUGACCGUGAACUAAUCCGCAAUCGAGUCUGGCGGGUUGGAAAGAUCGCUACUAUUCGAGAAAUUGCAGCAUGCGUUGAGAUGCUGUGGAGAGGCGAGACAAAGCUCCGAGGCGUGCUUCCGCGAGACAUGCCGAAAAUCUUGGUCGUGACCGAUCUUUUCUUGUCCUGGUGGUUUUGCCGUAACUACUUUAAAGGACCUAAAGCACCUAAAGAGGAGCUGGCAGAGUUGAAGCUCUGCAUCGAAGACGGCUCAGCUGAGAUGACAACUUUUUACGACUACGUGCAUACCGUCAUGGGGACAACCUUUAGCGAAGAAGCUCUACAGCACCCUGAACGACCAUCACAGGCAAAGAUUAUCGAAAUUUCAGACGAUGAUGACUGA